This is a messenger RNA of Mesorhabditis spiculigera, 465 nucleotides long. NCBI's taxonomy places the organism in Eukaryota, Metazoa, Nematoda, Chromadorea, Rhabditida, Rhabditidae. The record is from the annotation of a GenBank genome assembly.
AUGAGAAGCUGCACUCUAUUGCUUGUCGCCUUCGCCGGCCUCGUCUACACGUGGGAUCUCCACGCGUUGGACCUCCGAAGCUUGAUCACCGAUAAGGAUACCCGAAACAAGCUGAAGGACCUCAGCAACAAGAAGGACAUGCCACGAUCUCAAAUGCAGCAACAACUCCAGCAGUACGUCCAGAUGCAACCACAAAUGGUCCAGCAAACCUACCAAACCAUUGCUCGCGCCAAGGACCAACUUCAACAAUCCGAAUGGCAACAAAAGAUGCAACAAGCCCAACAAAUGGGACUUGGCCAGGUCUACCAGCAAUUCAUGCAGAUUGACCAGAACUUGAACAUGAGCCGAGACCAGGCUGAGAAGGCAAAGAAGGACCUCGUCAAGGCUCUUCCUGAUGAUCAGAAGAAGGCCGUUGAAAGGAUGGACAAGGACUACUACAAAGACAUCAUGGAGUUGACGAAGAAC